AUGAACGUAAGACAAACUAAGCGGACUGAUGCUGGUGAACCCACUGGCCUUCGUCUUCAUCGAGGAUUGCGGCCAUUUUGGGUGAUCAGGUUUCUGCUAUGGCUGGAUUCACUUGGAUCCAUAGCCAGGAAAAUAUUGCAUCCACUUCUGAAAUUUUUUUACAACAAUAUCAUUGGUCUACGACUUGAUUCUGGUGAACGGGCAAUGAUGUGUACCCGCGUGCUUAUGGCGUAUUCUGGCAAGGAUUUCCUCAUUGAGACGAGUAUUUCCCGAGAGCUCGCGAAUUCGUUCAAAGGUCAUAAAGAACUG
Ostertagia ostertagi is the source of this 309-nucleotide messenger RNA. NCBI's taxonomy places the organism in Eukaryota, Metazoa, Nematoda, Chromadorea, Rhabditida, Trichostrongylidae. The record is from the annotation of a GenBank genome assembly.